Drosophila ananassae is the source of this 1440-nucleotide messenger RNA. RefSeq lists its product as uncharacterized. The record is from RefSeq and is a predicted model, not a curated record. Lineage: Eukaryota; Metazoa; Arthropoda; Insecta; Diptera; Drosophilidae. The coding region runs from base 132 to 1373 and encodes 413 amino acids. The transcript has 4 exons.
GAUCAAGUGUCUGUUUAUCUUUUGAUAAGGCUUAUCACUCAGUAAAAAUCGCUUCUUCCGAGGGUAUUUAAGCGAAAAAAAAUUUAAAGAGUUUGCAGUAGUUGUGCAUUUAGUACCGUAACUUUAUCAGGAUGUCACCGAAAAAAAACAGUAAUGAGGAUGCCCAAAGGGAUGUACUGGUGCCUGACUGGGUAAAACCGGGCGUAUUUGAAGAUUUACUCAAAAAGCAGGUGCCGGAUUUUAAGGAGACUAAAGCCUUGAGGGCUAGGGCGGCGCUUUCUGCUGGGGAGAACUAUGCCACUGUAAUGCUGCGAGUGGAACUAGAUGUGGAAACUAAAGAUAAUUCUAUGCAGACUAGAGCUUUCAUGUUGAAAGCCCCGCACCAAUCGGAGGCGUAUAGACAGAUCCUAGAAGAAAGGGACAUAUUCGAAAUAGAGCGCGGAAUGUAUUUAGAAGUGGUUCCCGAAAUGGAGCAAAUGUAUCAUAAAGUGGGAGUAGAGGUAAAGUUCGGAGCAGAGGCUUAUGAGAUACCAGCGAGCGACUACUAUGUCCUGCUAGAGGACCUCAGGCCCCGAGGCUUCCGAAACGCAGAUCGCCUUAGGGGUUUGGAUCAGACCCACACUGAGAGUGUCCUGCGAAAGUUUGCCCAGUGGCACGCUGCCUCCGCAGUUCGGGUAAAUACCAAAGGGCCCUACGACGACAAAUACACGAUGGGAUUCUUCAAAAACAAGCAUUUUGCGGAUGUUUUCCUCAACCGCAGCGUCCAAACAUUGAAACAAUACGUUCAUAAUUACGAAGGACAUGAAACAUAUAUUAAUGAUUUGAAAAAGGUAUCUAAAAAGGUUUACGAAAUUAUGGACAUCCUGAAUGAUCCAAAACCGGACGAGUUCAAUGCCCUGAACCACGGCGAUGGUUGGUCAAAUAACAUAAUGUUCCAGUACAAUGAUGAGAAUGAGCUCUUAAACACAUAUUUCGUUGACCUUCAAGUCCCCAAAUGGGGAACAGUGGCCCAGGACCUGUACUAUUUCUUGAUAUCCUCAACGAGCUUGGAUGUCAAGGUCUCGAAGUUCGACUAUUUCAUUUGGUUCUAUCACUCCGAGUUGGUAAAACACUUGACGCUUUUGAACUAUUCUAACCCAUUGCCAACUUUGAGGAGUAUUCACGAUGCUCUCAACAAAUACAGUGGUUGGGCCUUUAUAUGUUCUGCAAGCAUAUUGGGGUUUGUAUUGCUGGACCCCUCAGACGACGCUAGUUUGGACAAUGUGAUGGCAGAGGAUGCCAGCUUCAAAAAGUCGAUCUUCACCAAUCCCCGGUACAGAAAGCACAUGGAAGUUCUUCUGCCAUGGUUGAAGCACCGGGGAGCUCUUGAAUGAAUAGGUUGCAGUUAAAUGUUUUAAUUUAUACUUAGUUUCUGAUGAAAUACAUUUCUUACAAACAGCA